Molecule: messenger RNA, 987 nt
Organism: Pteronotus mesoamericanus
Lineage: Eukaryota; Metazoa; Chordata; Mammalia; Chiroptera; Mormoopidae
Gene: MRPL47
Product: mitochondrial ribosomal protein L47
Exons: 7
Coding region: 51-803 (250 amino acids)
Biological process (GO): mitochondrial translation
Cellular component (GO): mitochondrial ribosome; mitochondrial large ribosomal subunit
Molecular function (GO): structural constituent of ribosome
Source: RefSeq, a predicted model, not a curated record
CAGGAAGUGAUGUCAUUAAUGGCGAAAACGCGGUUUGCUUACGGGAAAAAAUGGCUGCAGCCAGUUUAGUUAGUCUUUGCAGAAAAGCGUCAGUCAUUUUGAAGACUUCCAGGUCCUUAAUAAGUUCUCAGGUCCCUGCUGGCACAGGGUUUUCUCUUAAUUUGUUACCCAAGAAUACACCAAAUGUCACAUCCUUACACCAGUGUAGAAUACUUCAUACCACAUUGUCAAGGAAAGGACUAGAAGAAUUUUUUGAUGACCCAAAGAAUUGGGGGGAACAAAAAGUAAAAUCUGGAGCCGCAUGGACCUGUCAGCAAUUAAGGAACAAAAGUAAUGAAGAUUUACAUAAACUUUGGUAUGUCCUACUGAAAGAAAGAAAUAUGCUUCUGACCCUACAGCAGGAGGCCAAACGGCAGAUAUUACCAAUGCCAAGUCCGGAGCGGUUAGAAAAGGUAGUAGAGUCCAUGGACGCAUUAGAUAAAGUCGUCCAGGAACGAGAAGAUGCCCUAAGACUUCUUCAGACAGGUCAAGAAAAAGCUAGACCUGGUGCUUGGAGAAAAGACAUCUUUGGAAGAAUCAUCUGGCACAAGUUCAAGCAGUGGCCUAUACCUUGGCACCUAAAUAAGAGAUACAAUAGGAAACGAUUCUUUGCGAUGCCCUAUGUGGACCAUUUUGACAGACUGAGACGUGAGAAACAAGCCCGUAUCCAAGCAAGGAAGAAAAAUUUAGAGAAAAAGCAAGCAAAACUUCUUCAGGAAAAGUUUCCACAUCUUCCUGAAGCCCAGAAGUCAAGUCUUGCCUAAGAUGUCUGAACUCUUAAUUUACCAUUUUGUUUUUCUUAGAUAACAAUCUGUCUAGAAAAGUAACUAUAUGUUAAGUGACUUAUAAAGAAAUUGUUUUAGUCAAACAGCUGUUUUGAGUGUUAAUAUGACAUGCUAAUUUGGAAGUGGUCAUGCUUUUAAAAAUCAGGUAUAAAAUUUUAUAAAU